GUUAAAUUACGUUUGAUAACUUAAAUUUAAUAACUUUUUUUAAAACAAUUAAUUCAAACAGUUUAGAUUUACAGUAAAAAAAAAAUAAGAGAAAGAAAAUAAAGGAGAGAAACCGAAGUAACGGAGAGAAACCCAUCUCUUCGUACUUGGAAGUUUAGAGCUGCAUACCGCAAAGAACGAGCACACCCAGACCCAGUCCGCAUAUUCCAGUCUUCAGUCAUGUAUCAGCCCUCCCACAAGCUUCUGGCCGUCCAGAAUUCCAAAGCAUUGGUGAAAGUUGACUUGAAUGAAACCUCUAUAGAUGUAAACAAUGAUGUGCAAAAUGGAGGUUUUUCACAGGCAGAGUCCAUCAUCCAGCAUUCUCAGAAACUUCAAGGUGAUCUGCAAAUGUUGGGGAUGAAAAUCAAGAAGCAUGAGGACAGCCUAAAUUUUCUGAGGGAAGAAAAAAACAAAGUAGAUGAUUCCAUUCUUGAUUUGCAAGUUAUUAUUGGGAAUCUAUGUCCUGUAAGCACACCCAAGAUUGGUGAUGGGGACAGAUGCUCCCCGGGAAAUGAGAAUGAGAUUAUUGAACAAAUACUGCAGCACAAAGAAUCUGCUGCUGGUAUGUUCUGCCAGCUCAAGAGUUAUCAAGGAACUCAGGCUUCUCAUCUUAUGCCAAUGAAGGAUGUUGUGGGUGUUGUUGCUACACUGGGCAAAGUUGAUGAUGAUAAUCUUAGCAGGCUUCUAUCUGAGUAUCUAGGAGUUGAAACUAUGCUGGCUAUUGUUUGUAAGACUUAUGAAUGUGUCAGGGCUCUUGAAAUGUAUGAUGAUGAAGGCAACAUAAGCAAGAGUUUUGGUGUUCAUGGGCUAGGUGCCUCUCUUGGAAGGUCCUUGGCUGGUCGAUUUUUAGUUAUAUGUCUUGAAUCUCUGAGGCCUUAUGCUGGUAAAUUUGUGCUUGAUGAUCCACAGAGGAAGUUGGACAUUUUAAGCCCAAGAUUACCCAAUGGGGAGUGUCCAGAGGGAUUUCUUGGCUUUGCUGUGAACAUGAUUAACAUAGAUGGCUCGAAUUUAUUUUGUGUUACUCCCAGUGGAUAUGGCCUCAGAGAGACUUUGUUUUAUAAUCUCUUUUCCCGUCUCCAAAUAUACAAGACAAGAGCAGAAAUGAUGCAAGCACUUCCUUGCAUAAGUGACGGAGCUCUUUCUUUAGAUGGAGGAAUCAUUAGAAGUAGCGGCGUAUUCUUCUUGGGCAAUGGGGAAAAUGUGGAUGUGAGAUUCCCCAGACCAGGAAAAUUUGUACCUGAUAGCUACAAUGAAACUGAGAGCCAACUGAAUAAUAGGAAAAGGAGGAAGGAAAUGAUUCUUGAGGAUAUAAGAAGGGAACAAACUUUGUUGGACAUUGCAAAGAUCAAUUUCAAUAAAAAGAAGAAUGAAUUUCUCAAGUUUUUGGCAGAAAGUUCAUCAUAUGCAACUCAGGUUCAGAGUGCUCCUGACAGAUUGAUGCCUAAAUGAUGAAAUUAGGCCUGCCAUCAGGCAACGAAGAAGGGGAGCCUGUAGCAGCUUCGUUUAGUUAUUGAGCUUAUAGGUCGGUCCCAUGCUGUCAUCUAGCUCUGGAAGAAAGACAGUCUUAAAUUUUAAAUUGGGAAGAUAAAUGUUUGAUGGUAAAGGUUGCAUCCUUUGUGUCAGUCAGGCCUUAGAUAAAUUAAAGGGUUCUGCUUGAAGAAACAGAACUAGGUUAACUCAUUGGCCUCUGGUUCAGCUGUGGGAAAGCAGCAGUACCUACCGGCUAGUAGAAACAUUUCUUUAUCUUUAUGUUUAUAGCAUUUAGCCUUCCCUCCUCUUCUGAACUGAGGAGGCUGUGAAUAUUGUAAAUCUCUUUAAUCAAGCUUUUUUCUGUGUGCUUGUUAUGAAAUAA
Prosopis cineraria is the source of this 1891-nucleotide messenger RNA. Its product is annotated as protein DEFECTIVE IN MERISTEM SILENCING 3-like. NCBI's taxonomy places the organism in Eukaryota, Viridiplantae, Streptophyta, Magnoliopsida, Fabales, Fabaceae. Bases 220 to 1488 code for a protein of 422 amino acids. The record is from RefSeq and is a predicted model, not a curated record. The transcript has 8 exons.